This is a messenger RNA of Cherax quadricarinatus, 5528 nucleotides long. Its product is annotated as sorting nexin-24. The record is from RefSeq and is a predicted model, not a curated record. Gene Ontology annotation, biological process: transmembrane transport. NCBI's taxonomy places the organism in Eukaryota, Metazoa, Arthropoda, Malacostraca, Decapoda, Parastacidae. Gene Ontology annotation, molecular function: transmembrane transporter activity; phosphatidylinositol phosphate binding. Gene Ontology annotation, cellular component: membrane.
CUGAAGGGUUGACACGGCCCUCAGGUCGUCUCGACCCUUAAUACCCAACCAAAACAACACCACCUCCAUUUUUGUCAAUAAUUGGAACUAUUUGAUGGGGAGAACCAAGGCAACGAUAACUGAAGAGGAGAAGGACGUGGCUAGAGUGCAGCUGUUGUGUGUGUGGACCUCAAGGAUCAAGCUGCCUCAGCUGGCACUGCUGUGUCACCUUCAAAAUGCUAAGGAAGACCAAAAUUUUGCAGUAAAGAAACUUUACUGGUAGAAGCUAAAGCAUAUUCUUAGUCACUGCAAUAAGAUUCUUCUUCUUGCAUUCAGUAAAAAAAAAUAAAUCCAACCAAUGAAUCAGAGCAUAUGCCCGGAAUGAUACGUGCAUACAUCCCCCGCUAUCGACAAGUAGAGGGUGAAGGGGGCAGGAGCCAUUAUGUCUAUUGCUUAGAAGUUUGCUACGUGGGACGCGUCCAUAAGCUUGAGAAGAGAUAUUCUGCAUUUCAUAGCCUGUACAAAGAGUUGCACAAGCUGUAUCAAACGGCAGAAUUUCCUCCCAAACGCUUGCGAAACACAACCCCUAAAGUACUGGAGACACGUCGAGCAGGAUUAGAACUCUGGCUACAUUCCACUCUUCUGCUUCAGCCAACUCCACCAGCUUUAUUAGCAUUCUUACAAGUUCACAAUUACCAGCCUCCACGUCAAGAAUGUGAUGACAGUGGAUAUGAGGGAAGCCCUUGCCACCAGCCUGUACUCAUCUUCCCCUGUGACCCAUAUGUAACAGCCCAUAAUAGUACUACGCCCACGCUCACCAGCACUGUUACGAAGGGAGUUCUUACAGCACUCUAUGACCAGAGUUUUCGUGUACCAUCUUGAACUAGGCUACUAGAGAGCUAUAUUCAUUAACUGUGAGAGACCUAGACUAAGAUAUCAAUAUGCAUGACAUAUUUUGAAGUUUAAAUGUACUGUAAUCUCAUACAUAGAAUGUAAAUAUUUAAACCAGAUGUGGAUAAUGUAAUUGAAAAAUGUAUGACCAUUUUAAGUAAACAUUUGAGAAAAAUAUUGUGUCUCAGAAUGGAAGGAAAGCAUUUGAGGUUCUGGCAGUGGAUAGUAUUUGGAGUGUUGUGGUUAGCCUAUGGGUCAACCUACCUUCUGAGAAAGCCACUUGGAGUGAUCAAAGCAGACUUAGAAAGUGGAUUAAAUGUAAGCUCAGCCAUCCUUGGGUGGGUAGAUACAGCACUCCUUUUGCCAUAUGCUGCAGUAUCUCUUACUCUUGGGUCUGUGGGCGACCGUUUGGGGUCACGUGUAACUUUGGCAGGAGGUUUAAUUCUUGCUGCUGCUGCUACUGCACCCAUGACUGUGUGCCAGUCUCUUUCCUCAUUACUAACAUUAUUGGCCUUCAGUGGAGCCAGUCAGGCAUUGUGUUGGCCAGCUUGCUGUGCUUUACUAUCUCGCUGGUUUUCCGAUGCCUCUCGUAAUUCAGUGUUUGGAAUGUUUGGCACAUGCUGUUUUGUUUUUGGGAUGGCUGGUACAGGUCUGGCAGUGUACUUACAGGAUGCUUAUGGAUGGCGCUCUGUAUUCUUGCCUCCGGCAAUGGUGGUAACCAUCUUGGGUGUAAUUGUCUUUGAGAUAGGUCGAGACCCAAGUGAGCGAGGCUUAGUAGUACCAGGUCGUGCUGCUAACCAGCAUGUACCACAAAACAAAACCAGUACUGAAAGUAAAAUGUCCAUGAUGGCAGUGUGGAAAGUAACUCUUGUGCCAGAAGUGUCUAUUGCCAUGUUCUGUGUCAAGUUUGUACGCUAUGCUCUUAUGUUUUGGUUGCCCUUUUAUCUGUUACGUUCUCUUAACUACUCCAAAAUUAAUGCUGGGCUAGCAUCUACUGCUUUUGAAUUAGGUGGUGUAGCAGGGAGUGCAUUUGUUGGCGUAGUGGUAGACCAUUGGAUGAAGGGUCGUGCAAUAUUGACUAGUGCUUUGGCAGUUAGUGGAUCAGCUCUUGCUCUGUUGGCCUUUAUAGCCACAGCAUCUUGGGGCCCAAUUUUUCAUGUGAUUUUCUUGGCUCUUGUAGGUGCCUUGAAUUGUGGCCCAGAUAUUCUACUUUGUGGCUCAGUGUCAGCAGAUAUUGGUGAGAGAGAGGGAGGAGCAGCAUCUGCAGUGACAGGAGUAGUGAAUGGCAUGGGGUCUUUGGGUACAGUCUUAGAGGGCCCUCUGGUAUCUUUAGUAGCAGCCUGGUUUGGAUGGUCAUCCAUGAUGCCCCUUAUGAUAUUGCUGUCUUGUUUAGGAGCCAUUGCUGCUUUCCGUGCUAAUUCUAUUCACUCUCGCAUUGAAGGUCGGGUCAAACUCUCUUCCAUGGAUACAGUACCAUGAUGGUUAUUCUCAGUCUGUCUUUUCUCAAAAUUUAGAAAGCACUCAAGAUCACAUAUUGUUUGACUUUAUGUAUGCUGUAAUAUAUUAUAUAAAUGUGUAAAAUAAUGAAUUAGAAUAAAUCUGGUUGGUGUUAUGAACAAGUACAGUGCAAUGGUACACCUAUAUACUGUAAUUUACAGUACAUAUGAUGAGGUGACCAAUACUGUGCAAAGUUAUAAUAUUUAUAUCUGUAAAAUAAGGUAAUUGUGGGCAGAUAUUCACCAUUGAUGUUUUGUUUUUCAGUCAGUAAUUGGAUCAUUAUGUUGUUAAAUGUUUAGUCAUGAGAAGUAGUGUAGUUAAAUAUACAUGUGGUUGUAACUGUUAAGAUUCAAGCUGUUUACAUGCUUAAUAUUAACACUAUAUUUGAUCUGAAAUCUAAGAACGAUUGUAAUAAUACUUUGAGACUAAAGAUGCUGUACUAUUUACUAGCAUAUAUCAUGUUAAGGUAAAAACUCUAUGCCAAAGAUAAUUAUCAACCUGUGAUUCUUUUUGUGUGUUGCUGAUAUAAAUGAAAUUGCAAAAAAUAUAUUGUUUCCUAAAAUGUUCAUGUUCAUCAUGCUUUGUGUGACCCUGUUGGACAUUAGCAGGCUUGUGUGAGUGCAUUAAAUAAGAGUGAAGGCAAGUGGUUUUAUGACUGCUGUUGGAGUAUGAACAUGGUAAUAUUAAUGAAGGGAUUCAGGAUUUGAAUCAUGGCAGUGGAAAGUAUGGUGUUUGCACUCUGAAGGAAGGGUGGGGAUGUCUAAGUUCAGAGGGCCGUCUGAACUGCGAUAUCAGAAUGCUUUUAAAAAGGCAGUGAUGAAAUGAGUGAAGGUGAAUAAGUUUCCUCUUUUUCGGGUCACUCUACAUCAGUGUGGGAUGGGUGAUGUGUUCAAUACAUACAUACAUACACAUACUAUAUUCGUAGCCAUCUUGAAAGGCAUAAAUUGAUUAAUGAAUCUCAGCAUGGUUUUACAAAGGGGCAUUCCUGCCUUACAAAUUUACUAACUUUUUUCACCAAGGUAUUUGAGGAGGUAGAUCAUAGUAAUGAAUACGAUAUUGUGUAUAUGGACUUCAGUAAGGCUUUUGAUAGAGUUCCACAUUAGAGGCUAUAGAGGAAAACUAAGGCACACGGAAUAGGAGAAGAAUUUUUUUCCUGGGUAGAGGAGUGGUUGACAAAUAGGUAGCAGAGAAUAUGCAUCAUUGGGGAGAAAUCAGAGUGCGGGUGCAUCACGAGUGGUGUUCCACAGGGGUCAGUGUUGGGCCCUUUAUUGUUCACAAUUCUUAUGAACGAAGUUGAUGAGGGAAUAAAUAGCGACAAGCAAAUCUGCUGAUGAUGCCAAAAUAGGUCACCUAAUUGAUUCAAAUGAAGACAUUAGAGCACUCCAAGAAGAUUUAAAUAGACUGAUGAAGUGGUCGGAGAAAUGGCAGAUGCAGUUUAAUAUAGACAAAUGCAAAGUUCUAAACACUGGACAAGAAAAUAACCAGGCCACAUAUAAACUAAAUAAUGUAGAUCUUAAUAUUACUGAUUGGGAAAAGGAUUUGGGAGUUCUGGCUAGCAGUAAUCUAAAACCAAGACAACAGUGCAUAAGUGUUCUUAAUAAAAUGAACAGAAGCCUUGGCGUCAUAUCAAGGAGCAUAAAUAAUAGGAGUCCUCAGGUUAUUCUUCAACUCUGUAUAUCUUUGGUUAGGCCUCAUUUAGAUUAUGCUGUACAGUUUUGGUCAACAUAUCAUAGAAUGGAUAUAAAUGCACUGGAAAACGUACAAAGGAGGAUGACGAAGUUGAUCCCAUGUAUCAGAAAUCUUCCCUACGAGGAUAGACUGAGGGCCCUGAAUCUGCACUCUCUAGAAAGGCGUAGAAUUAGGGGUGAUAAGAUUGAAGUGUAUAAAUGGAAAACAGGAAUAAAUAAAGAGAAUAUAGAUAGCGUUCUAAAAAUAUCUAGCCACGACAGGACUCACAGCAGUGGUUUUUAAGUUGGAAAAGUUCAGAUUCAGGAAGGAUAUAGGAAAGCACUGGUUUGGUAAUAGAGUUGUAGAUAAGUGGAACAAACUCCUGAGUAGAUUAGAUAAAUACAUGAGUGGAGCAAACUCCCAAGUAGGUUAGAUAAAUACAUGAGUGGGUGUGCGUUGGACCUGACUAGCUUGUGCUAAUAGGUCUGAUGCCGUGCCCCUUCCUUACGUGGAUGUGACCUGACCUACUAGGUGGGUCAUUGGUUUAAGCCAGGAGGUGACUUGGACCUGCCUCGCUGCAGUGUUCCUUCUUUCUUAUGUUCUUAAAGUCUCAACAGCAUUUUCCGAGGCAGGACAACCGAAAAAGGAAAAAGUUACCAUCAUUCAUUUAAAUGCUGUCUUUCCAGAAUAGUGCUGACAUCACAAUCAGAUUACCCUCUGCAAAGUCUCCAGUCUUCCUUCUUGCCAAGGAAGGGCCACCCAAAGAAGAUUUUUUUUUCUUUCUUUCUUUUUUAAGAUAAGGAUACCUAAGAGAAGUUUUCUGAAUGUACUUUGGUUAACAGGAUAGGACAACAUGACUUCUGUAGACUUGUUACAUAUUUAAAAAAAUUGCAAUAUUUAUUCUACAUAACCAGUAUUAUGUUUUGCAGAGAUCGUCAUUAUAGAUUUUAAAUAAGAAAUCAUGUCUGAAAGCAUUAAUUUGGCCCAGAGCUUGUGUGAAAUAUGAAAAAAAAUCAUUUUAAUCUCUCUUAAAAAUAAUAUUUUUUUCUCCAUAUUAGUUUACAUAACCUGCACUUAGGAGAGGGAAACAUGACAGUGUUUUGGUCCAACUUGGACCACUGACAGGUUGCAAUAGUUUAAUAGUAAUUUAAUAGUUUAGUAUAUUUUAUGACAAAUAUACACAAGAGAGGUAUAUUUUCAGCUGUUUCAGGAUCAAAAUGCACAUUUUUAACAUAUAAUAUCAGGAGGGAUACAUUUCGACAAAUAAAACUUGCUGUGAUACUUUUCAGUACAGUGUAAGGUUGAGUUUCCUUGGAUACUCAGACAUAGGCAAAGAAUGUUAUUCCUCAUUCUUUCCACAAUAAAUUAAAACACUCAUACCAAGCUGUGUAAUUCAGUGGUAUAUGAACUUGAAAUUAAUGAUGCACACUUGUAAUUUGCACAGAUGUCAGACAAUUUGUAAAUGAAUUCCAAAUAAAUCAUAUUCACACCAA